ACUAGAAGAAAAAGUCAAGUUAGUAAAAGAACAAAGAGCAAAAAAUCUUCUUGAAAAGAUAUUUUUCACUAAUUGGUACUCUCAAUAGCAGGUCAUUAUAGCAAACAAGUUUAUUAAAGAUGGACCCACGUACUUUAGCUUCCUCGAAUGGUCAAAGACCAAUCAUCUUAUCUCCACCUCCUUUAGAACAACAUCUCAAUCCUUUUAAUCAAUCUAGUAAUCAACAAGGUACCAAUUCAUUAUCAAUGUCUACUCCUUCACUAGCAAAUCCUGCUCAAUCAAUUCCAGGGUCUCAACAACAAAAAUCUUUCCCUUAUCAUUCGGAAAGGCAACAAAGUGUUGGUUACAACUUACAACAGGAAUUUGAAACUUUAACUGCUGAUUUAGAUUUAGAUUUAAGACAGAAUCUUGCUAAUCAUUCAAAUGAUUCUACUAAUAUUGAAAAUUCAAAUAUGGAUAAUACAACUCCUACUUCUUCAACCAAUAAUAGUAUUAAUGUUAAUAAUACUGCUAAUACAAUCACUUCUCCAAAUUAUGAAUCUCCAACUCAUCAUCAACAAAUUAAUCAAUUAAAUCAUAAUCCAACAUUAUUAGCUCCUUCUGCUUCGAAAUAUGGGUUUCUUGACUUAAAUUCAACAAUGUCUCCAAAUUCAUCUCAUUUAUUACAUGAUCAAUCAAUAUCCCCUGCUCCUUCCAAUUUAUUAUCCAAUAAUAAUAAUAAUAGUAAUAAUUCAAAUAAUAAUAAUUCAAAUAAUAGUAAUAAUUCAAAUAAUAAUAACAUUAAUAGUAAUAACUCAAACACAGCUGGCUCUGCAAACUUCUUACCUCCUUUGGGCUCUUUACCAAAUAGACCUCAAUCUGUUAAUGAUUUUCUGAAUUUUUUUGGACGUCAACAACAACAUCAAUUAGCUUUAGAUCUGCAACCUGAUACUAAUUCUAAUUUUUAUCUGGAUUUAUUGUUUUUCACUAAUUGGAUUGAAAAUUUAACUCCUCAAAAUACAAUCACCAUGAUUGAUUACUUAUCAAAUAAUUUGCCCCUUGAUAUCUUAUUAACUUUCAAAACUAAAUUAGAAAAUCAUUUAACCCAUCAUCACAAUCAACAUCAAAAUCAAACUUUCCUGAAAAUUAAUAGUCCUUUCCAGCCUCAACUGUUGAAUGAUUACAUUCCUGACAUGGAUUCUUUAGGUUUAGAACCAAACUUAAAUGAUAUAUUACAUCAGCAACAACAACAACAGCAGCAACAACAGCAACAACAGCAACAACAACAACAACAGCAGCAGCAGCAGCAGCAGCAGCAGCAGCAACAACAGCGUCAACAAUACAAUGGAUUAUACCAACCUAAACCAAAACAAAAUACAUUCAGAAAUCAUUUAUUUGCUGAUACAAAAAAUCCAAGACCAAAAUCGGCUGACCCAAGUCUUCAUACUAGAUAUGUCCAAUCUCAACCCCAACAACAGCAAACCCAAUUGGAAAGAGCAAGGUCUCCGACUUCUCAUUUAUACGAAAAGACCAAUUUUCUCCAAUUAGCUGCAGCAAACUCUCCUUCUACUGGCCAACACCAACAUCACCACCUUCAACAACAUCAACAGCAGCAGCAGCAACAGCAGCAGCAACAGCAACAGCAGCAACAGCAGCAACAACAACAACAACAACAACAACAACAACAACAACAACAACAACAACAACAACAACAGCAGCAACAACAACAGCAACAACAACAGCAACAACAACAGCAGCAGCAGCAGCAACAACAACAUCAACAACAGUACCAAUAUAACCUAGGAUCAGGAAGUCCCACAUCCAAUCCAAGCCAAGGCCCCCAUAGCAUCAACGUCACUCCCCAACAAUCUAACUCGGAUGAAUCGUUAGACUUACCAGCACAUGCAGCAUUAAAACUAGGAGCCUUGACAACCAUAAACUCAAGAGUUGCAUUGGAUUCAAGUAGAAAAAAUAACGGAGUAGCCUUUUACUCGAAUCAACAAUCACUGCAAUCUCAACUGCAUCAACCAAACGCUCAACAUGGAUCAUACAAUCCAAAUGGAUUAUCACAUCGUCAAUUGUUUGAAGAAUCAUUGAAUCGUAAUGUCAAUUCUUCUUCGGUUCCAGUUAAUACGCAUAGAUAUCAACCUUCUUCGCCUUCAACCAAUUUCCAUAUUAAUAAUAACCACGGUAAACAGAAGGAUCUUUCCAGACUGCCUCAAGGACAAAAUUCUCCAAAUUCACUGAUGCCAAUAGAGAUUAGCAACAUUGAUUUAUUGAAUAAUAUUCCUGCGUGGUUAAAAUUAUUACGUUUACAUAAGUACACCGAAUGUUUAAAAGAUAUUUACUGGAAAAACCUAAUCGAAUUGAAUGACGAACAAUUAGAAGAAAAAGGUGUGAAAGCAUUGGGAGCAAGAAGAAAGCUAUUGAAAGCUUUUGAUGCAGUUAAGAGUAAUCACAGUCAAUAAUGCAUAGCGCAGGCGUAGAAACAUUUUUUUUUUUUUUUCAUAAAAAGGAACCUUCUAUAUAUGUUUACAACAGUUACCUAAUAUAAAAGCAAUUUAU
Molecule: messenger RNA, 2544 nt
Organism: Hyphopichia burtonii NRRL Y-1933
Lineage: Eukaryota; Fungi; Ascomycota; Pichiomycetes; Serinales; Debaryomycetaceae
Exons: 1
Coding region: 120-2447 (775 amino acids)
Biological process (GO): regulation of mRNA stability
Molecular function (GO): protein binding; mRNA binding
Source: RefSeq, a predicted model, not a curated record